Molecule: messenger RNA, 1695 nt
Organism: Didymosphaeria variabile
Lineage: Eukaryota; Fungi; Ascomycota; Dothideomycetes; Pleosporales; Didymosphaeriaceae
Exons: 2
Coding region: 1-1695 (564 amino acids)
Biological process (GO): DNA recombination; methylation
Cellular component (GO): mitochondrion
Molecular function (GO): DNA strand exchange activity; methyltransferase activity; DNA binding
Source: RefSeq, a predicted model, not a curated record
AUGCCGCGCAUUCCUACAUCUUUACUUCGCAAAGCGUACGCGAUAGAUCCUCUUCUUCCACGCCUCCUCCCGCCGUGCCGCGACUUGCGCGCCGCGCAGAACGAGCUGCGUUGGCUUCGUGAGCACGUUGACGAUGUGGCUCAAGCCCGAAGCGCGAAAGGCGGCCCCUUCUCAAAGAGCGCGUUUCUACGCGACCUAGUGCAGCAGAGAGCUCGUGGUAGACCGCUGCAGUAUCUGUUGGGUACAGAGUACUUUGGCGACCUGGAGAUCAGCUGCCGGCCUGGUGUGCUUAUCCCUAGGCAGGAUACGGCGAUAUCUGUUCAGUGCCUUGUGCGUUCGGUUCGCGACGCGCAGAAUCUUCCGAGUGAGCUGCGCGUGCUGGAUCUAUGUACGGGGACCGGCUGCAUACCUCUGCUCUUCCACCACGAAUUCUGCGCCACACGCGACGAUAUCGACCUACGCGCCCUCGGCAUCGAUAUCUCCAAGAAAGCGCUGCAACUGGCUGUCCACAACCAUAAGCGCGUUCGCAGGAACAGAGGCUGGGCUGAAAAGGGAUCCAUAGCCUACAUACGUGCAGACGUUCUUGCCAACCCGUUCGCAGACGUGGUCCGUAGCCGGCUGCCGGUAUCCACCGCUCUACGCUAUGCUAAACUCCCUCAUCUAUGGGAUAUCCUCAUUUCAAAUCCGCCAUAUAUCUCGCCUUCCGGAUAUUGGAAGACUACAACUCGUUCCGUGCGUGGUUUCGAGCCAAAACUCGCCUUGGUGCCUCCGCCCAAAGCUAGCAACGAUGAUGCUCAACAAGGCGAUGCAUUCUACCAACCUAUUCUCAAUAUAGCGAGUGAGGUAGAGGCCAAGAUUGUUUUGCUGGAGGUUGCGGACCUCGACCAAGCGUUACGUGUCGCACGUGCUGCUAAAGGUUUACGUAUCUUUGAUGGCGUUGAGAUCUGGCGUGAGCAGCCAGACGAGCCUCACGACCCGUCUUCGGAGACUGCGGAAUUUCCUGUGCUUGGUGAAGGCAAUGCGCGAUCUGUCAUUUGCUGGCGCGGCACAGGUGCUGCGUGGCUUGGGAAGAGCGAACGAGCAAGUACGUAUAAGGAUGUUGCUGCUCCUGAUGUGUCACUUGAUGCUCGUUUCCGAUUAGACCCCAUGGGACUUCCGCAAGGGGAUCAGUUGCGCCCACACUGGGUCAAGCAGUUGACCGAACAGCAAAGAGCCGAGAAGCACAACGUAUGGCGAGACGUUGAGAAUCUCCAGCAUCAAAAUGUAAGAGAAAGUGCCGGGGACGAAUCAGCUGGCGAAGCUGGAAAGACAGGUCCGGGAACAACAGCAGGGUCUCAAAACACCCAUGAAGGAGGAUCUUCGAAGACCAAACUAGCAAAUCAUGCUCAGAAGAGGAUUUCCAAAGCGCUGGUUGAGUCAGGCAACCAACUUACAGAUUCUCAGCGUCGCGAGGAAACUCAUGCGGAUCACAGCAUGUCUGCACAGGAGACAAACAAGAGACUAUCGCGGUCCAAACCUCUCAACAAAGAGCAGCAGGAACGCCUUUUACAGUACUAUCGAGCGGGAAGAAAGAUAACAGCCAUUGCACGAGAGUUGGAAUGUACCCGUUCAACCGUGUACAACUACUUGCACCGCUGGUCAAUUUUUCAGGCGCAGAAGGUGCCGCUAACAGAAGAACAGCGAAUAGACAGAUAA